This is a messenger RNA of [Torrubiella] hemipterigena, 555 nucleotides long. The record is from the annotation of a GenBank genome assembly. NCBI's taxonomy places the organism in Eukaryota, Fungi, Ascomycota, Sordariomycetes, Hypocreales, Clavicipitaceae.
AUGUUUCUGGCACAAGCUAAUAUACACCAAGAUUCCAGCAGCUUCGUAGGUUCGCAGCUACAUGCCGAAAACUUUAUCAGUCUGGGCUUUUCUCAGUCGCACCCCUUUUCGCGCGGUGCCACGCAUAUUACCUUGGCUGAUGCUACUGCCUUGCCGUCUAUUGACCCUCGCUACUUGUCCCAUCCUGCCAAUUUACAGGUCAUGGCUCUGCACCUGCAGCAGCUCGAGCAAUUUCGUCAUAGCCAGCAUCUUGCACCAUUCUUCAAAUCGGGUGGCAAGAGAAACCACCCUAAUGCUCUCCAUAUUGCAGAGGUGGACAAGGCCAAAGAAUAUAUUCUGGACACAGCCACUACGACGUAUCAUUCUUGCGGAACAGCGGCGAUGCUUCCCAAGGAAAAGGGUGGUGUCGUAGAUGACAGACUAAAGGUCUACGGUACGAGCAAUAUGCGCGUCAUUGACGCAAGUAUCUUCCCUUUGAUCCCGCGAGGUAAUAUUAUGUCUUCGGUGUAUGCCGUCGCGGAGCGGGCUGCAGAUAUGAUCAAGAGCGAUAGAUGA